UUAAGUUUCUACAAGAGCAUUAAGCUAUCUCUCACUCUCUCUGCCCAGAGAGAAAAAACACUAAACAAAUAGAAAAUAAAAAAACAACUCAUAAAAUUUUCCAUUUUCUCACGAUUUUCCUCGUCUUAAAAAAAAUUUCUGAGAAAGAAAAAAAAAUUCAAUUUUGUCGUUUUAUUUAUUUUCCUGGUUUCAGACCAAACCAGUUAGAAACAAACUCGUUUUUUUUUCACAAAUUUGGAUUUUAUUGUUCCACUGUGAAUGAAAGGAAACCAAAAAGACUCAUCGGAGAAACCCAUAUGGGAUCGGAGCUCAUCGGGUAUAUCCAUGACCCGACCCGGUCGAUUAAUAAUCUGGCUCAUCCUCUUCAUCUCCGUCACUUACAUCAUCUACACUCUCAAGAUCGUCUCCACUACACACCCUUGCGAAGAUCUAACCUCCGAGUCAAUUCUCCAACAAAGACCGGAGAAAAAAGCGGUUACAGUAACGGUUAAGGCGGUUCCGGCGGAGCAAGAAGCAACGGAUCUAAACCAUGUGGUUUUCGGUAUUGCUGCGUCGUCGAAGCUAUGGAAACAAAGGAAAGAGUAUAUCAAGAUUUGGUAUAAGCCAAAGAAAAUGAGAGGCUACGUGUGGUUAGACGAAGAGGUAAAGAUAAAAUCCGAAACCGGAGAUCAAGAAAGUCUCCCGUCGGUGAGAAUCUCCGGUGAUACGUCGUCGUUUCCUUAUACUAACAAACAAGGACACCGAUCAGCGAUUAGGAUCUCGAGGAUUGUUUCGGAAACGUUGAUGAGUCUUGAUUCUGAGUCGAAGAAGAACGUGAGGUGGUUCGUGAUGGGUGAUGAUGAUACGGUUUUUGUAACGGAUAAUUUAAUUAGGGUUUUGAGGAAGUAUGAUCAUGAACAGAUGUAUUAUAUAGGGAGCUUGUCGGAAUCUCAUUUGCAGAACAUUAUUUUCUCUUAUGGAAUGGCUUAUGGUGGAGGAGGUUUUGCGAUUAGUUAUCCAUUGGCUGUGGCUUUGAGUAAGAUGCAAGAUCAGUGUAUUCAGAGGUAUCCGGCUUUGUAUGGUUCUGAUGAUCGGAUGCAAGCUUGUAUGGCUGAGCUUGGUGUUCCAUUGACUAAAGAGAUCGGUUUUCACCAAGUAAGUAAAGUUUUGUUUGGAUUUGGUUAUUUUUGUGAAAUGGGAUUUUGCUUAGAUUGGUUUGAUUAUAAAUGAUUUUGGGUUAGAAUGAUUUAAAAAGGUAGUGAAAUAGGCAAAUUGAUGAUUAGUUUAGUGUGUACGUAAUUGAUAUUCAUGGUUUACUGAUUUCAGUCGAAUUGAUAUUUUAGUUCAAAGUCAAAGAUUAGGGCCAAUGGAUUUGUCAAAAACUCCUUUUAAGGUUUGUUAAUGAGAGCUAAAGCUUUAAUAGGAGCAAGUAACAGAUUAAGGUAAACGCUUUCUACAGAAACCUAGACUGUUUAAUGGUUCACAUUCGUUUCAGUUUUCGUAAGUUUGGUAGUUGUGCGAGUUUAUUAACUUAAUAAUUGACAUUAAUUAGUUUAAGUAUGGAGAUCCGAGUUUGUGCCGCACUACUAAUUUGCUACUUAAAACCAUUUUAAAACAGCCGACCAAAAGUAAAACCAUUGGAAAUAACAAGAAGCUUCGUUUGAUGAGAGAAAACGUGAAUUGUUGUCAACUUUGGUUGAUGUUUUUAAUUAACAAAAAAAAAACCUUUGGUUGAUUUUCUUUGUUAGUAUUUUAAACGAUUUAAAGAGAAAUUAAAGCAGAAUAAUUAGAACACGUGGCGCUUGAGCAGCGCCAGUCUUUGUCAAUAGUUAGAUUCCUAGAUGUCGGAAUAAGACGCGUGUGUCAGUUUCAACCUUUAAAAGUCUUUAAAGACUUGUGACUCUUUUUUUACUCUACGCGCAAUAUAGCGCGUGAAGGUCUACGCUCCUUUCUUCAAAUUUCUUUGAUUCAAUUGUGUGUGAUUUUAUUUGUAUGUAGUACGACGUUCAUGGGAAUCUCUUCGGCCUCCUAGCUGCCCAUCCGAUAACACCGUUUGUAUCGAUGCACCAUCUUGAUGUUGUGGAACCGAUUUUUCCAAACAUGACUCGUGUUCGCGCUAUCAAGAAACUAACCACACCGAUGAAGAUUGAUUCGGCUGCGCUUCUCCAACAAUCAAUAUGCUAUGACAAACACAAAAGCUGGACUAUUUCAGUCUCGUGGGGAUUUGCGGUCCAGGUGUUCCGUGGAUCAUUCUCUCCCCGGGAAAUGGAAAUGCCAUCUAGAACUUUCUUGAAUUGGUACAAAAGAGCGGAUUACACCGCCUACGCAUUCAAUACUAGGCCCGUGAGUCGCAAUCAUUGCCAAAAACCGUUUGUUUUUCACAUGUCGAGUGCAAAAUUUGACCCGCAGUUGAACACGACGGUUAGCGAAUACACGAGACAUCGGGUUCCGCAACCGGCUUGUCGAUGGGAUAUGGCUAACCCAGAGGAGAUCAACACUAUAGUCGUCUACAAAAAACCCGAUCCUCACCUAUGGAACAGAUCACCUAGAAGAAACUGUUGCAGAGUAUUACAAACAAAGAGGAAUAAUACAUUAUGGAUCAAUGUUGGUGUAUGUAGAGCAGGUGAAGUCACUGAAGUAAAGUAAUUUCUAUUUUGUACUAAGAAAAUUUUGAAAGAGAAAAAUAAUUAGGGGUUUUUGUUAGGCUUUUA
This is a messenger RNA of Arabidopsis thaliana (thale cress), 2690 nucleotides long. Its product is annotated as transferring glycosyl group transferase (DUF604). NCBI's taxonomy places the organism in Eukaryota, Viridiplantae, Streptophyta, Magnoliopsida, Brassicales, Brassicaceae. The transcript is spliced from 2 exons. The record is from RefSeq and is marked reviewed. Bases 259 to 1209 code for a protein of 316 amino acids.